GUGGCAUCGUUGAAAUGAUUUGUGUGUUGGGUUUGUGAAGAAUGGGAAUGGCCAUGAAGAAGGGUCUUUGAGGAAUACUCUGAAGAAAAAGUUCUUGUCUGUCGGCGGCAGAGGAAGGUGGUGUUUCCAUGGCGGCGGACACUUCGAAAGAAGAGUUGUUGCAGCUCAUCAAACGCAUCACUUUUAAGAUUUCCAAUCUCUUCCACAUCUCUUCCAAUAAUGUUGAUUCACAGUCUAUUGGGGCAGUUGCUGGUCUUGCCAUUGCAAUUUUUUUCACCUGGAGGCUAUUGAGAUCACCUGGUGAAUCUCAACGCAGGCAACGAAAACGGCAAGCUGCUACUUCUAGUAGUCCUGGAGUUAGUACACAUUCAAAUGCCUCUGUAGUUCCUUCUGGAGUUUGUUCAUCCUCAGCAGACUCAAGGGCACAAAAUGUAGUCGAUGAGUUCUUUCAGCCCAUCAAGCCUACCUUGGGCCAGAUUGUUAGGCAGAGGUUGAAUGAAGGAAGAAAGGUAACUUGUCGUCUUCUCGGAGUGAUCCUUGAGGAAAGUAGUCCAGAGGAGCUUCAGAAACAAGCGACUGUGAGGCCCGCUACGCUUGAAGUAUUGUUGGAAAUAACAAAAUUUUGUGAUUUAUAUCUCAUGGAACGAGUUCUGGAUGAUGAAAGUGAGAAAAGAGUUCUUGUAGCAUUAGAAGAUGCUGGGGUAUUCACUUCAGGUGGUUUGGUGAAGGACAAGGUCCUCUUCUGUUGCACAGAGAAUGGACGGUCAUCAUUUGUUCGGCAAUUGGAACCAGAUUGGCAUAUCGACUCAAAUCCUGAAAUUAUCUCUCAGCUAGCUAGAUUUAUCAAGUAUGAACUUCAUGUCUCUUCUUUUAGAACCGAACGAACUGCUGCUAAUGUGUUCACUGCUCCGUCCCUGGAACAGUUCUUUGGAUCCAUAUGAAAUUCAAACAAUUAAAAUUGGGAUGUUAUUCAUAAAUUUAUACUAGUUUGUUGCUAUUUGCAUAUUGGAUUCCAAUGUCACCAUACAUGUUUUUUUCACCUUAGACAUUUAAGAACUAGGUUAGAUAUUCAAGCUUAGUUGGUGCUCACCCUAGGUAGGUGAAAGACCUGCUGUGUAUCUCUGUAAAAUGCUUUAAGGAAGAAAUUUCUUUCGCUCUCUUUUUUUCUUUUUGGGAUUUUGGUUUGAAAUUUGUGCUUUGGAGUGGAUCUCAUCACAUGCAUACUGUUAUAUUUUGAUCAUAGUUACAU
Molecule: messenger RNA, 1249 nt
Organism: Gastrolobium bilobum
Lineage: Eukaryota; Viridiplantae; Streptophyta; Magnoliopsida; Fabales; Fabaceae
Product: peroxisome biogenesis protein 22-like
Exons: 9
Coding region: 129-941 (270 amino acids)
Biological process (GO): peroxisome organization
Source: RefSeq, a predicted model, not a curated record